Adineta ricciae is the source of this 1830-nucleotide messenger RNA. NCBI's taxonomy places the organism in Eukaryota, Metazoa, Rotifera, Eurotatoria, Adinetida, Adinetidae. The record is from the annotation of a GenBank genome assembly.
AUGGAGGCAUAUCAACAUCAAUAUGAUUUUCCAGUUGAAGAGGCUGUUAGUAAAUGGCACGCAUUAACAAAAGACGAUGGUCUUCUUCUUGAACAAGAAUUUAAAGCUCUUCGUCGGAUGGAUACCAAUCGAAUAACGAUUGCCACGAAUCCAAUCAAUAAAUCUAAGAAUCGUUAUGCAUCCGUUUAUCCAUAUGACGAAGGUUUUUGUCGUGUACGGUUAAAAACCGAUUCGGAAGAGGCGUCAGAUCAAUCGUCGGAUUACAUAAAUGCAUCAAUCGUUCGUUGUAUUCGUCCGGAACAUAUUUCUAAAACGACUACCUCACGAAUAUUUUUCGCAGCUCAAGGACCAACCGAACAUACACUUGAUGAUUUCAUUCGAAUGAUUUUCGAACACGAAAUUUCCGUCAUUGUCAUGUUUUCAUAUACAUACGAUCCCAUAACAUGUACUUAUGCAGAAGAACAUGCAGCUUACUUUUCGGACAAAGUCAAUUCUGUUAUCGAAACCGAACACUUUCGAAUUCGAACAACACUAAUCAUCCCUGCUUAUCGUUAUAUCGGCCGACGAUUACGGAUUAAAUCCAAACUAACGAAGAAAGUUCACGAAUGUGAACAAUUUCACUAUCCGCAUUUUAUUGAUAAAGGUACUCCACCAGAUUGCCAUUCCAUGAUUGGUCUAGUAAUGAGAUUACGUGAACAAAAUAACCGGCAACAAUCGAUGCUCGUUCAUUGCAGCGCAGGAAUCGGCCGAACAGGUGUUUUUAUAGCAUUGUAUUACUUGAUAAGUGAUUUUGAAAAGCAUCAAAUGCUAAAUGUAAAACAAUUAGUUGACACAAUACGUUUUUAUCGACCACAUCUCGUUCAAACAGUCGCACAAUAUGAAUAUAUCUAUCGAUGUUUAGCGGAAGUUGCUAUACAUCCAUGCGAUGGUCGACCCGUAGAUGAAUUUAUUGAACAUGUUAAAAAGUCAUUUUCACAAGGACAGUUAAGAAACGAUGAUAUUCAUUCUGAUUAUACGAACAGAAACAAUUCCAUUCAUCCAGCUGCAUAUUUUACAAUAACCACUGCUCGACAAUAUCCGAGUUACAAUCAAGAUGAACGUUUUCUUCCUUAUGAUCAAAACCGUGUGAUACUACAUUCACCUAGUGAAUCAAUGUAUCUUAAUGCAUCUACCCUGCCAAAUGUGAUCACAACAAGAGGGACGAUUUUAACCCAGGAGCCAACGGAAUCAACCCUACAGCCAUUUUUUGCUAUGUUACUACAAGAACAUAAAAAGAUGGUAGUCGUUGCUGAACAAAUGCAACCAUCGAACUACACUGCAUCAGCAUUCGUUGGUUCAGAGGAAAUUCAAGUAAAUAUCUCACAAACAAAGCCAUCGAAGCAUGAACUUAGUAAUUAUCAUCGUUUAUAUAGAAUCCAAGUUAACCAAGGUCUCGUACGACAAUCAGAGAUAUUAAUUUUUGAAUUCACUGGUGGAUGGACAGACGAUGGAAAAUGUACACCGAAGAAUCUGGAACAAUUUGUUCGAUUUGUCGAUCGAUCAAUUUGCUAUCAAAAGAAAAUCAAUCCAAAUCGACUGGGUCUUGUUGUUCAUGAUCGUGUCGGUGGUACUAAAGCAGCAUUCUAUUGCAUCGUACAGAAUAUUCUCGAUCGUUUGCUAAUUGAUGGUCGUGUAGCUAUCGAAAAUUUCGUUACACACAUUUGUCAACAACGAAUGAAUGCAUUGGUCUCACUUGAACAAUACAUUGCCCUGCACGAAAUUGUCUGUAUUUGGAACACUUUGAAAAAGCGAGGUGCUCUCACAUGUAUUCCGAAUAGCGAACAAGUUUAA